UAGUAAUAGUUAAGAUUGAGAAACCUUGCCAAACCGAGUUGCUGUGGGCUGAUUUCAGGAAACAAUGACGCACACAGGGGCAGAGUCUUAUACAUAGACUACUAUUGAACUGCGAGAAGUUUUUUUGUCUGAAGUUCAUUUGAAGACAUUUUCUUUCGCAUCUUCUGCUUUACAGGAACAAUAGGAUGAGAUUUUACCACUUAAUAACUUUGGCACUGGCGAUAAUAUGCCUUUUUGGGCACAGUGGACUAGGAGCCCCAACCAAAGGCAGGUUUAUGUGGGUGAAAUGCAAGCCGGAUGAAAAGAACGCAAACUGUGUCACAAAGAAGGGCCCCUGGGUGCCCCUGUCAGGGCAAAGCACUCGCCUUCUACCUUCUGCUGCAAAACACAUAGUCCCAGUUAGCACAGAGGAAGCCACUCCUGAGACCGAGGAGCAGUCAGGAGAGGGUUCAGGUAACUCAGACACCUUCGCCCCUUUUCUCAACAUGAAUCAGCAGUUGAUGGGAGAUGAGCCAGAGCAGGAAGUCAACAAGAAUGAAGAGGAAGCAUCGACUUGGAUGGAGUCCAGUGGAGACGCAGAUUACUCAGAUUAUGCCUCAUCUGAGAAAAUAGAAUGGCUUUCUAAACAGGAUUUGAAAGAGGACAACAUUAUUGCGUAAAGAGCUGCAUUACUGUACAUCUCAUGUGCUUUUUCUGUCUUCUUUUGUACAAUGUGAAACAUACGGGAUAUAUAUUCAUAAACUGUGAGAUGCUCUGCAAAAAUCUAUUGUAUUCCAGUUUGCAUUGUAUUCCAGUUUGGAUCUAUUUUUAUCUUUAAAACUUUUAUAUUAUUAUUUUAUUUACUCUUAAAGUCCAGAGUGUGACCCAUGAUCUGACUAAACUAUUAAAACAUAUUUUUAAUUAAUUCAGAAUGGAAAUAUUACAAAAUUAAAUAAAGUGUUGUAGCAAGGUAAUGUAAACAUUGAAAUAUCUUUUUGCUAUUAUUUUAUUUGUAUAAUAUUUUUAACCUUUAAAAAAACAACUUAUAUAAAACUUAUAUAAAAACAA
Messenger RNA from Ctenopharyngodon idella (grass carp), 1047 nucleotides. It is a transcript of the gene srgn, whose product is annotated as serglycin. NCBI's taxonomy places the organism in Eukaryota, Metazoa, Chordata, Actinopteri, Cypriniformes, Xenocyprididae. The coding region runs from base 186 to 659 and encodes 157 amino acids. The transcript has 3 exons. The record is from RefSeq and is a predicted model, not a curated record.